AUGGCAAAUGAAUUGAACUCCUCAUUACAAAGAAUGGAUCAAGAUAUUGUCAAUUCUAUGGGACUCCUCGCUCUUACAAAGCAAAGAUUGCAAGAGAUGGGGGAUAGUGAAUUUGAAUCAUUAAAGGAUGAUGUUUCUUCCUUCUGUGAUAAACAUGAAAUAAUAAUCCCGAAGAUGGACGCUCGCUACUUUCCCGGAAAGUUAAAGUGUAGAGCUCUUGAUGUUACAUACUCUCAUCAUUUGCGUGUUGACAUAUUUUAUGAUGUCAUUGAUUUGCAUCUUCAAGAGCUUAACAGUCGUUUUGAUACUGUGAGUACUGACUUACUUCUCGGUAUGGCUUGUUUAAAUCCAGCUAAUUCAUUUGGUAAUUUUGAUAAGAACAUGAUAAUGAGGUUGGCUGAACAUUAUCCAAAGGAGUUUGAUAGCAGCAAGCUUCGAGAUCUCAGUUGCCAGCUUGAUAAUUUUAUAGUUUAUGUCCGUGGUUCUGACAAGAGGUUCUUCAACAUGAAGGGAAUUAGUGACCUUGCUAAAGUGUUGUUGACUCUCAUUCUUCCUGUUGCUGCUGCUUCUGUGGAACGAGCUUUCUCAUCUAUGAACUACAUAAAAAAUGAGCUUCGUAACAACAUUGGUGAUGAAUUUUUAAAUGGUUGUUUAGUUUGCUAUGUAGAGCGUAAGAUAUUUGCAACUGUAAGCAAUGAUGAUAUUAUUGAUCGUUUUCAACGUAUGAAAAGUCGUCGAGCACAGUUGUAA
Messenger RNA from Nicotiana tabacum (common tobacco), 750 nucleotides. The record is from RefSeq and is a predicted model, not a curated record. Lineage: Eukaryota; Viridiplantae; Streptophyta; Magnoliopsida; Solanales; Solanaceae.